AAACCAUUUGUGGGCAGAUUCUCAGGAGAAGAUAUACCAGUAUAUACCAAGAUAUACACCGGACUCAAUCUCCCCACCUGGAAUCCUCACAGACUGUUGACCUGUCAGAUCCUCUGUCUCACAUCUGGCUGCACAUCUGGCCUCGUUGAGUCCUCCGUGAUGGAUCCUCUGGACUUCCUGGAGCCGGAGGAGCUGCUGCGCUACUUCCGCAGUAACAAAACAGUGAUGUCCUGCAUGGAGAACCCGCACACGUUCCUCUGCCAACUGCGGGACCACGACCUGAUCCCGGAGGACACGUUCAAGAAAGUGAGUCGCAUGAAGAAAAAAGAAAACCUGAGGAAAGCCCUGUAUGACGUGCUGGACUGGGUGGAGCGGGAGCGAUCCCAGCACAUCAACCUGUUCUGGAGAUAUGUUUUUGAAGACCCCAUCCUGAACGUCUACCCAACCCUGAUACGGCUGCGUAACAGCCUCAUGGACGGAUCUUUCGAGAAGACAGAGACAGAUAAAAUGAAAAGGAAGGAGCUCUCUGAAGUUGAGGAGGAAGAGGAGGAGCAGGGGAGCUCAGUGAAAAAGAAGAGGAAGCUCUUGAGGAGGAGCAUGUGCGAGGAUGAUGAGGAGCAGCAGCCCGGUCCUUCCUCUCAGGUGCCUCGUCGGAGGAAAAAGACAGAGAAAGUCAAUUCUCCGUUGAAGAAAGGACAGAAAAGGGACAUUUUGACUUUGCUACUUAAUAAGACUCAGCUUCCUGUGACCUGUGGAUCCAAGGAGGGGAUGCUGAGCAGGGAGCGCCUGGCGAAAGGGGAGAAGUGCAUUUUGUCCCAGAAACAGUGGUUUACUCCCAGCGGAUUUGAGAAGUUUGCAGGGAAGGGAAGCUGUAAGAACUGGAAGUUCAGUAUUAAGUUUAUGGGUUCCCCCCUGGCAAGACUUAUAAAGGACGGGCACCUGAAAACAGCAACAUUCAAAAGACGCCAUAAAACGGAUUCAAGACGGGCCAAGAGAUCACUGUUUCCAUCUGAUGGUGCAACCACAGUGUCUGAGGAAGAAGAAGAGGAUGAUGAUGAUGAUGAUGAUGAUGAUGAUUAUGAUGAUGAUGAUGAAAAUGAGGAGGAUGAUCUGGAAAACCAGGAGGACGGGGUUCCUUGUAGCAACAAAGAGAAUUCUACGGACAUCACAGAUGAAGAUGAAGGGACUGAGAACCAGACGGAGCCAGAAGUGGGCAAAGUCUUCAAAGUGACAUGUGGAGGUGAAGCUGGGACUUUACACCAAAAACGAUUUGCAUCAGGGACUCGUGGAAAGUGUAUUCGAACAGAGAGGGGCUGGUUGAGCCCCAUAGAGUUUUUAAAUGAGGCAUCAAGUCAACAGAGCCGCUGGAAGAGAGACAUCUUGUGUGAAGGAAAACCACUCUGUGCUCUCAUAGAGGCGAAGGUCUUGAGGAUCCACUACCUGCUGUGUGAGUGCAGUCUUUGCAAACCAAAUGAAUCAGAUCUGGAGGACCAGAAAAACGACGAUGAGUGCUCUGUGUGUAAAAGAGGAGAAGCUGACCUGGUGAUGUGUGAUUCAUGUCCUUGUUCCUUCCACCAGAAAUGUCACCUGCCACAUGUAGAUGACAACCUUUUGGGGGACGACAGGCAGUGGAUUUGUACGUUCUGUUUAACCACUCAGCGGCAGUCCGGUGUUAAGCUGAAAAUGACAGCAGCCCUCAAACACCAGAUCUCAGGACACAUACUGGAAUGUCAGUAUCUCAUCAUGCGUCUGUUCAGUGCUGAUGACCAACAAAUCUUUGCUUCAGACCAACGCCUCUACUUAGAAAGUAACUCCACGUAUGUCCAGACUCCGAUGUGGCUGGAAAAAGUUACAGAGAAACUCCAGGAGAAAGAAUACGGAAAAGUUGGAGAUUUUGUGUCUGACGUCAAACUCAUGUUCACCAACUGGGCCAAGUACAACCGGGCUAACCCUGAACUCCUCGCCCUGGGGGACAGACUGCAGCAGUUAUUUCACUCCCAGUUCAAAGUCGUGUUUAACAUCGAUGAACAGAGCGGUGACUGAUGAGCAGGGUUACGUUUUCAAACACGGUACUCAGUGGUGAAAAAAGGCUUAAAAGUUACAGAGAUGCAGUUUAGUUUGAUUUUAUGACUUUUUUUUACAGUGUAUUAAUUAAAAUAACUCAGUAUUAAAAUAAGUUUCAGUAAACCCACUGUUCAGAUUAUACCACUACUUGUGAACAGUGGUUAUUAUGGGAUACUUCUGACCAUGUGACAACUCAAUACAGUACUUUUUAUCAGUUCACCUUCACUGUAAUGACCAAUGUUUAAUAUUUAUGUUUUUUCCUUUUCUACAAAACUUAGUGACUUCUCCUAAUAUAAUAUAAAUAUAUGUAUUUUAAAAUGUAUUUUCUCCAAAGCAUCUGCAUCAUGCAAAAUAUCUGGAUUUCCACGUCACUAUACAUAAUUAAAACAUUGACAUGUUUUAUACAAUUAUAUAUAACAUGUCUAUUUUUCUUUUUUGUGCACAUCUGAUAUGAUGUAGUGUUUGGAUUUUAAAAUAUGUGUUUGUCUGUGUGUGUUUGAAGAUGGAAAUAGACCUGAACUCUAAACAAAUGCACGAGGGUGGGGGCAGGAGCAGUUUGGCCUUCAGACGAUGACUUAUAAUAACCGUUGCUGCUUUGUGGUAAUCUUGAAGUUAAUUAGAAUUUGUGUGUGUGUGUGUGCAUCUCAUCGCUGUACAAUCUCACACCUGUCUUGAUAAGAGUUCUGAUAAGAGCUGAUGCCUGUUGUGGAGACUGUAAAUCUGUGGCAUUCAUCAAUACACUGUACAUUUUCUCAUUCCUAACUUUUCUGUAUCAAAGGAUAAGUCCCUUAGCUUUAGUCAGCAUCACACAGAGUUCAAGCAGCUGCCCUAGGUUCUGACGGGCAGAUAGAAAGGCGUUGUUUUGUUUGGAGGAUCCGAAUGUUUACACAAACAGAACAUACAGCCGAUAGAGCAGGAACACAAUAUUCUUUACUCCAAUGCACAACAACACCGACCCACAAGGGAUCAGCCGAGUCAAGGCUUGUUCAUGAAAAAUUCAAAUAAAACUGUCAUGGUGAGAAGAUUUUGCCCUGCGGCGGUCAGAGGGGGGGCCUAACUGGGAGUGGCUGCUCGUCAUUUCCUGAUUCCAGUGCCAAGAGGCUGGAACUACGCCUGCGCAUCAUCGAGUCUUGACUUCCCUCAUUAUUGACCAAUCCUGUUCUACCUACUGUUAUAACUAUUAUAACCGUCGUCCUUGCGGGGCAACUCUUGACUGCCUGGUGCUGCUAGAGGGCCAGGGCCGUGCGUUGGGUGCCCAUUGCUUUGCUGUAACUUUUCUUAUUUUCAUUGCUUCUUAAUAAAUACUUGAUUGAACCAAACCGAGACAGGCCCUUCUCAUAUUUGGGAUAAACAGUAGACAUGAUUUAUUCAACAUAACUAAACGUUCGGUAACAACAAACAGUACAGUAUAUACUAAGUAGUAUGUAUCCACUGUUUGUGUGUGUGUGUACUUUGUAUAUGUAUGUAUGUGUGUAUGUAUUUUAUAUUUGUAUGCUCCCUCAUCACCUCUGAGCUGCCUGUCUUGUCCUGUGUCCACUGAAAAAUAACCUCAAUGGAACCUUCCUGGUU
Messenger RNA from Platichthys flesus (European flounder), 3633 nucleotides. RefSeq names its product nuclear body protein SP140-like protein. The record is from RefSeq and is a predicted model, not a curated record. The transcript has 16 exons. Lineage: Eukaryota; Metazoa; Chordata; Actinopteri; Pleuronectiformes; Pleuronectidae. Gene Ontology annotation, cellular component: cytoplasm; nucleus. Gene Ontology annotation, biological process: humoral immune response; regulation of transcription by RNA polymerase II. Bases 160 to 2043 code for a protein of 627 amino acids. Gene Ontology annotation, molecular function: DNA binding; translation regulator activity; DNA-binding transcription factor activity, RNA polymerase II-specific.